AUGUCUUCAAAUAGCGAAAUACAAGCAUCAUUUUCGCUUGAUUUGUUUACUGCCGAAAAAAGGGAUGAAUUCGCACAAUCUUAUACCACCUCUCAGCCUUAUCGACAUUCAGUGAUCGACGGCUUGAUCGAUGAUUCACUUUUACGUCGUGCUAGAAAAGAGAUCAUAGAUGAAUUACGUUUCACCGAAAAGGAAACUGAUAUUUACAAGGUGAAUCAAACGGGAGAUUUGGCAAAUUUGGACGGACUACCAAUAGAGGAGGCAAAAAGAUUGGAAAACGUUCUUCGUGUUCGUAAUGCGAUCUAUUCGGACGAAUUUCGAUCUUGGCUUGAGCAUGUGACAGGUUGUGGUCCUUUAAGCGCAAAAAAGAAAGAUAUGAGCAUAAAUGAUUAUACAAAUGGCUGUCAUUUACUCAAUCAUGACGACGUCAUUUCGACAAGAAGAGUUUCGUAUAUUUUAUAUCUACCCGACCCAACAGAAGAAUGGAACAAGAAUUGGGGAGGCGCUUUAGAACUGUAUCCGGUAAAAGAUAAACAUAUUCCAGCCAAUUCGCCUUCGGUCAUCAUUCCACCAAAAUGGAAUCAAUUCACUUUUUUUGCUGUUCAACCAGGUCAUUCAUUUCACGCUGUCGAAGAGGUCGUUCAUCCAUCCAAAUCAAGGUUGAGUAUCAGCGGUUGGUUUCAUCGUCCUCAACCCGAGGAAAAAGGUUUUGAUGCAGAGGACGAAAAGAUUGAAGAACAGGCAAGAAAGGAUCAUGCCAGCGCUGAAGGAUUGCUCUCCAAAGAAUUUGAUUUACCCUUUGCUUCGUAUAACGAAAAUGGAGCUCCUUUGCCGGGUUCGGAUUUAUCUUUAGAUGAUAAACGCUUUCUGGCUAAGUUCAUCAAUCCUGCCUAUCUGCAAUCCCGAACGCAAAAUAUCCUGUUUGAGAGAUUUGGAGAGGAAAGUCACAUCCUUCUAAUCGAUUUCUUGCGAAAGGAGUAUGCUACCGCCUUAGAAAACGGUCUUCGCACAAUCGAUGGAGGGCAAGAAGAGGGGAAAAGCGACAAUGUUCGCUGGUGGGAGCUUGAGGGGCGCUCAAAGCUCCAGCCGCCAAGCCAUCAAUUGGGUGUCAAUUUAGCAAAGGGAUGGUCCAUUUCUGGUCCGCCUCAUCGUCAAAGAUUUUUGAAUUUCAAUUCUGACGGGAAAAGCACGGUACCUUUAGAGGAGAACCCAAAAGUAGAUGAUCAAGAGACGGAAGAUGGAAAUGCAUUGCUCUCCCAUUUACAAAAAUCUUUAUUCCCAUCUCCCGCUUUUCGUCAUCUGUUGGCAAACAUAAGUCAAUUAGUGCCAAUUGGCAUAAGGCCCGUACAAGUUAGACGAUUCAGGCCAGGACUGGAUUAUACGCUGGCAAGAAGUGAUGCAGAAGCUGUACUGGAUGUUACCUUGGAUCUAACACCAAAUGCCGCAUCGGCUGCCAUGCGAAAAGCGGCAGGGACAAAUGGCACGAUCCCAAAGGGAUUGGCAGGGAAGAGAAAAGCGUCCACACAGGAUACAAAGAUAUCGGGAAAUUCCGAAAAGAUCAACAAAUCAAUUGCAAAAAAGCUCAAAGAGGCUUGGGAAACUGGAGAAUUAGGAGGCUGGGAAGCAUAUAUGCCUCCAACGGACGAAAGUGAUGAUCCCGCUGUUUAUGGAAGUGGAAAAGGUGAAGCGGCUAAUGAUGCGGAAUCGAAAGAGGAAGAAGGACAAGAAGAGGAGAUGGAAAUCGAACUGGAGAACGAGGAAGACGAAGCAGAUUCAGAAGGAGAAGAUGAUGGAGUUUUAUUGAACUUAUUACCUCAAUUCAAUACUCUCUCUCUUGUCCUGCGCGAUGAAGGCGUAAUGCGGUUCGUAAAGUAUCUUUCGGCAAGUGCAGGAGGAAGUCGUUUUGAUGUCUCUGCAGAAUACGAAGUCGGUGCUGCAAUUCCAGAGGAAAGUUGA
This is a messenger RNA of Meira miltonrushii, 1956 nucleotides long. RefSeq lists its product as uncharacterized. Lineage: Eukaryota; Fungi; Basidiomycota; Exobasidiomycetes; Exobasidiales; Brachybasidiaceae. Gene Ontology annotation, cellular component: cytoplasm. The record is from RefSeq and is a predicted model, not a curated record. Gene Ontology annotation, biological process: peptidyl-proline hydroxylation; regulation of translational termination. The transcript has a single exon. Gene Ontology annotation, molecular function: iron ion binding; peptidyl-proline dioxygenase activity; L-ascorbic acid binding. Bases 1 to 1956 code for a protein of 651 amino acids.